GCCAAUUCGGUGCAAUUGCAGGCUCCAAGCGCAACCCCUCGGCCAGAACAGCACCGCGACACUGCCGCGGCGAGUCGGCAGCAAUAUAACCUCCACGGGCAGCCCUUAGGCAGCAGUCCUCACCACCAAGGCAGCAGCGCUUGCAACAGCAAUGCAGCGCCCGAGGCGCGCCAAGGCCGAUGCGGCCUCGCUAGCCCUCGCGCGGCAGCUCGAGAGCGAAGACGCGCGCCCGCGCCGCGCCGCCGCCAAGCCCCGGGCCAAGUCGCCGGCGAAGCCGCGCGCGAAAUCACCAGCUAAAAAGUCAUCAGCAAAACGCGCCGCUAAACAGCCGACGCCGGCGGAGCCCGCCCGCGCCGCCCUCGCGACGCUCCUCUUCGCCGUCAUGGCCUGCGCGAACUACAUGCAGCACCACCUGCCGCAGCCGGUGCCGCGGGCGUGGUACGACGAGACGGGCCGCGACAUGGGCCAGCACGAGAUCGAGCUGCGCGCGUACCUAGGGGUCUGGGUCUACCUUACGGCGCAGAUCCUGCUCGUGUUGUUAGUGUACCACACGUUGUCCGUCGUAGCCGCGACGACGGGCAACUACGAGGCCCAGGCCCACGCCGCGGCCCCGGCCUGCCUCGGCCUCGGUCUUGUAGUGUACGGCCUCUUCUUUUUCUUUUACCUGCUCAUGAGAUGCUGUAAUCCGACGUGGCGCGACCAAUGGACCUACCACGAGUCGCUCGGCGUGCCCUACGAGCGCUGGAUGCACCUGAUGCACACGCCACUGUGGCUGUGCCCCUUGCUGGACGUGCUGGGUGUGAAGAAGCGCGACGUCCUCGUGCGGCACGUACCGUCGCCGGUUUCAAUUCUCGCGGCAGCAGGUCUCUACACGGGCUUCUACGGAGCAUUGACAUCCCUAAACUUCGCGUGGACGGGAGCCUACGUGUACCCCUGGCUCUACGACAUCGACGCGUUGGGGUACGGCGCUUUCGGUCACGUGGCGUACUACGCCGCUCUCUCGUGCCCGGUCGGGGCGGUGUUCAUGGCGUGCCGCAAAUGGAUACUGAGGCGUGGCAACGCUGAAUUCGCCGUGGGUGCUGCGGUGGAGGCGCGUUGGGAGGACGGGAACUGGUACCCAGGGCGCGUCUCCGGCGGCGGCCCGGGCGGCUAUGAGAUCGCAUUCGACGAUGGUCACAAUGAGGCCAAUGUACCAGCGGCACACGUACGUUCCGCUGCUCCCGCACGAACGGCAAAAAAAUCAGCAAAAAAGGCGGCGACGCCAGCCCGCGUGAAGAAGGAGCUGCCCGCGGUCGGCGACCACGUGGCGCUCGCGCUCGACGACGAGGAAGGCAUCGUAACAAAGGUCGCGGGCGGCUGGAUCUCUGUAAAGCUUGACGACGGGACGGUGGAAAAGUUCCGGAGCACCGAGCUGCGCUACUAGUUAUAGGUUAACAGUC
Pelagomonas calceolata is the source of this 1439-nucleotide messenger RNA. Lineage: Eukaryota; Pelagophyceae; Pelagomonadales; Pelagomonadaceae. The record is from the annotation of a GenBank genome assembly.